Molecule: messenger RNA, 1634 nt
Organism: Quercus robur (English oak)
Lineage: Eukaryota; Viridiplantae; Streptophyta; Magnoliopsida; Fagales; Fagaceae
Product: putative F-box protein At4g17565
Exons: 3
Coding region: 108-1508 (466 amino acids)
Molecular function (GO): protein binding
Source: RefSeq, a predicted model, not a curated record
AAACCAAAAAACAAAAAACAGAAGCUACAGUCACCUGAUCAUUUUACUUCAGGAAUUGAAGGUGUUCGCUUGGGUUUUCACAUAAAACUUCGAAGCAGGUUGUCUCUAUGGAUCGCUCUCUUUUUCGCAAUUUGCUUUUUGAUGACUCAGAUGAGGAUGAGAUAAUAAGGCGAAUUCUUAAGGAUUCAACAUCACCACGUAAACGUCGUUGGUAUAUCGAACGUGAUUGUUUGGCAAGCCAUAAAAGACUUUAUUUCGAACGUGGAUUGCAUCUAGAUACAAGCAUGGCGCAGCGAGGGCGCAGUGACAUGAAUCUCAAGGGUUCUAGAAGUAAGAAGAAAAAAAUGGUUGACAAUAGUAAUUGGAGGCCAUGGUCAGAGCUCCCUGUGGGUUUGCUUGAUCAGAUAACGAAGUCACUAGGUGCUGUAGGCCAUCUAAUGUUUGGCUGCGUCUGCAGAAGAUGGAGGUUGUAUGCUGUAGCGCACAGGCAAGAGUUUAUGAUAUCCCAACCUCCACUUGUUGUCUUCUUAUCAGAUCACGCUCAGAGAGCUUGUUACUUCUAUGACAUCUUUGAUCAAAGGUUGUACAAGGCAGCAUUGCCUAACCUUGUUGGCAAAUCAAUUUCUGGGUUAACUUGUGGGUACAUGAUCAUGAAAGAUAAGAAAGAAAGGAAAGAUUCUCCAAUUUGGCUUCUGAAUCCUUUUACAAGACAUGAACUCCGUUUUCCUUGCCCUCCUAAGCCUUAUUCUGCUAUCAUCCUUGCAUCUUUAGGUACACCUUCCCAGGAGUUCAUUAUUGUAGCUAUUAACCAAUUUAUACAAUUUUGUAGAUCCACAGAUGUCAGUUGGACUGUCCAUGAUUUGAAUGACACUUUUUUUAGCAGUUCUACAGACUGUUCUGGGCAACGAUGGUUUGAAGAUGGAGUUGUGUUCAAGGGUAAGAUAUACGUUUUAACUAAUCUUGGUGAAAUUGGGGUACUAAAUCUGAAUUCUCAUCCUUAUGUGACCCUGCUGGAAGUAAAACGCAUUGGAGAAUGGAGUUUUAGAAUAAAGUUGCUUGCUUUUGAUGACAAGCUCUUAAUGAUUCAUAGAUUUGAGUCAUUUGACUCAUUUCUGUGGAAAUUUGAAGUUUAUGAGCUAAAUUUUGCGAAGAUGAAAUGGGUGAAGAUGCAAAACUUGAAAGAUGAAGCUUUGUUUCUAAGUCUUAGGACCUCAGGAUAUAGCAACGUAACCAAAUGGAGUGGUAGCCAACAACCUAUGAAUUGCAUUUACAAUCUUUUAGUGGGAAAAUACGAAUACACCUUACAAUUAUUGGAUGGUAAUUUCUCAAACUUUCCCAAAUCUUUCCCCCUCCUGAAAGAAGAAUGUGAUACUUGCUUUGCAUUAGAGUUAGAAGUUCCAAGGUGCAGAAUAUCUCUCCCAGGUGCUAACUUCAAUACUUUAUCCUGGUAUUUUCCAAAUCUGUCUUGCAACGUGGACGCUCUCUCUGAUAACUACUUAACUAGUUAAGAUUUCUCAUUGUUCAUGAUGCUGUCUCUUAUGACUAGUUAGAAUUACAUGUUGAUCAUGUACCCUGCUUCAUCAAUCAUUUUGGCAAGGCUUGAAGCUUAUAUGUAUUUUGUUGCUUUUCAUUUC